Molecule: messenger RNA, 860 nt
Organism: Trichoplusia ni (cabbage looper)
Lineage: Eukaryota; Metazoa; Arthropoda; Insecta; Lepidoptera; Noctuidae
Exons: 4
Coding region: 4-582 (192 amino acids)
Source: RefSeq, a predicted model, not a curated record
AAAAUGAUUAGAAUUAUUGCCUUUUUAGUUACAAUGGCAUUACAAACCAAAAUAGCCUACGCAACGACACCAGAAGUAACCAUAUCAGUAGACCAAAGAAUACAGCUAUUGAAAAGACAAAUACUUGAUGAGAUGAAUGUUGAUAGCAACCUGCCGAGAACCAAUCCAUUUGACUACGACUACUCCGACCAAUACCAAUACGUGGACUUAGCAAAUCAACCGAUCACACCAAUACAAGAAUCAGAUAAGCGGAAGAAGAAAGAACUAUAUAAACUACCAGAGAUUAUAAGUCGUCCGACGGAGAAAUAUAUCCCCAGUGUAGAAUCCAGUGCGAACCAGGAAGAUCCGAGGGCAAAGUUACGGAUGAAGAAACACAGGAAUUACCAGAAGAUCAGCAAGCUUCCGAAGCCGAGGGAUAUUUUCUAUAGAAGAAUGUACUUGGAUGAUGAGGAACGGAAUAAGCCACAGAAGUGGACUCAUUGCUUGGAUCUGGUGACGCCAUUUUUAAAUGGCAUUAGAGAUAAUAUGACUUCUAAAUCGGUUGGACCUAAUGAUGAUGUGGUUUUAAGCAAGAUUCCAUGAUUUUAAAGGUCUCAAAUUCGGACUGAAGGCUAUAUUUGAGACCUGGCAGCUAGAUACGAGCGAUAUUAAUAGUUUUGUGCGACAAUCCAGGAUAUUUAGACCUCCAUGCAUACAAGUUUCAGAAUUUGACGGAUCAACGCUUUCAUCAAAGUCGAUAAGAUACACGACAAAGCCGAAACCGAAAAAAUGUCCAGAUACGGAAGAAUCCGAGUGUUCAGCAUAAACUUAAUUACUAUAAGGAAGAAUAAAGAAAUACCUUCGAUAAAAUUGGUUUUUAA